Vicia villosa (hairy vetch) is the source of this 2827-nucleotide messenger RNA. Its product is annotated as protein FAR-RED IMPAIRED RESPONSE 1-like. Lineage: Eukaryota; Viridiplantae; Streptophyta; Magnoliopsida; Fabales; Fabaceae. Gene Ontology annotation, biological process: regulation of DNA-templated transcription. Bases 680 to 2827 code for a protein of 715 amino acids. The record is from RefSeq and is a predicted model, not a curated record. Gene Ontology annotation, molecular function: zinc ion binding. The transcript is spliced from 5 exons.
GGAAGAAAUGUUAUAUGUUAUGAAUGAGGAGUUUGCUUAUUGUAUGGGAAUAUACACCUAGAUAUUGAAAGUGGAUAUCUCUUCAAAUUCAAGGAUUUAUUUUAAAAUGUCUAAAUAUAGUGAAUCAACUUUGCAUCUCGAUAGUGACGGUGAAGAGGUGGAAUUCACCAGUGUUAACGGUGAUGGUAGUGAUAGAGAUACGUUGGAGAAAGAGGAUUGUAAUGGUCAUAAAUGUUUAAGUGAAGUUACAGAUGAAGAUAUAAGGGCUAUGGAAUUUAGCACAGAGGAAGAAGCGAUACAAUUUUACAUAACAUAUGCUCAUUUCCAUGGAUUUGCGGUAAGAAAAGAUGAUGUUGUACGCGAUCAUGAAAGGAAAAUUGUUGUUCGUCAAUUACUUUGCAAUAAAGAAGGAAAGAGUGAAAGAAAAAAUAAGAAGAAUGAGGAUAAAUAUCGACCAACUAUGUGAACUGGCUGUCUUGCUAGAUUUCGAGUAGCCUAUGAUUAUGUUCGUAAGCUUUGGAUAGUUACAAAAUUUGAGUCAUCUCAUAACCAUGAAUUAACUCCUGCACGUUUUAUUCAUUUGAUUCCCAAUUAUCGUAAAUUAAGUGAAGCGGAUAAACAAGUUGUCAAUGGUUUGCAUUCACAAGGCGUUAGAACUUGUCAUAUAUUGGGCUUUUUGAUGGGGCAAAAAGGAGGUCAUGAAAGUCUUGGAUUUAUUAAAAAAGACCUAUACAACUAUACUCAUCAUCAAGGAAGGGUAAGAAUUGAAGGUGGUGAUACUUUUGCCACUUUGAGUUAUUUUCAAGGAAAAGCUGAUAGUGAUUCAGCCUUUUUUUCGGAGUUUACCUUUACAGAUGACAGGCGGUUAGAAAAUAUUUUCUGGGCCGAUUCUACCAGCAGAUUUGAUUAUGAAUGCUUUAGCGAUGUGGUUGUAUUUGACACAACUUAUAAAAAGAAUCGAUAUGACAAGCCACUUGUAAUAUUUUGUGGAUUUAAUCACCACGGAGAAACGACCAUUUUUGCAUCGGCUUUACUUUGCGAUGAAACAACAGAGACAUAUAAAUGGGUUUUAGAUAUGUUUGUAAAGGCCAUGUAUGGAAAACAUCCCAAAGCCGUUGUUACUGAUGGGGAUAAAUCAAUGAGAGAAGCUAUUAGAGUUAUAUUUCCAAAUUCAACACAUCGUCUUUGUUCAUGGCAUCUACAUCAAAAUGCUAUUAAACAUGUGAAGAAUGCAAGGUUCUUAAAAGAGUUCAAGACACUGAUGUAUUCUAGUUAUACACCUGAAAAGUUUGAAUCUGAAUGGAAAAGGGUUAUUGAUGAUUGUGGUGUAUCAAAGAAUAAGUGGGUAAUCAAAACAUAUGAAUUGAAACAAAUGUGGGCAAGUUCAUACAUGCGAGACCAUUUUGUGGGUGGAGUUAGAACGACAUCGAUGUGUGAAGGUGUGAAUUCAUUUAUCAAGAAAUAUGUUCAACACAAAAAUAGCCUUGUUGAUUUCUUGCAUAAUUUUGAGCGUGCUUUGAAAGAAUACAGGCAUAAUGAAUUAAAGUCAGAUUUUAAUUCGUUUUAUUAUCAGCAUGUUUUGACGACUCCCUUGCCAGAAUUAAAGCUUGAAGCUUCAAAGAUAUUCACUGCUAAAAAGUUCAAAGAAGUAAAAAUUGCGAUAGAGGGUGUUGCUGCGUUAUCUGUCACUGAACGGGUUGAUGUUGGAAAUAGUCUAAUUUUCAAAGUAAAUGUAUACCGCAACAAAGAUGAAAUUUUUUGGGUUUAUCUUGAUAAGGCACAAAAUAAAUUUUUAUGUGAUUGUAGAAGAUUUGAACGCAGAGGACUUCCAUGUUCCCACAUUAUUUCUGUCAUGAAGUAUGAGGACAUGGAUGCUUUUCCUAAAAGUUUGAUUUGCAAGAGAUGGUCUAAAACAGCAAAGAAUGAUUACAUCACAUCAUUUACCUCCGAAGAAGUUAAUAAUGAGGAAAAAAUGAUCAUGUUCCGUCGAGGGGCACUUGCUGCUGCAUUCAAUAGGCUAUGUGAGGUUUCGUGUAAGAGUGCUAAUGAUUAUAAAGAGGCUUUGGAAGGUAUGAAUAGUUUAUGUGAGAAAAGAAACAAAAUUAAUGAAGUAAAUAUCAAUGGAAAGAGUAAGGCAAAUGAUCAUGUUGCCGGCGAUCCAAUUACUGUGAAGACCAAAGGUGCCCCUAAAAACAAAAAACCCUACAUGAAGCAGCAAAAACAUUGUUCUCAUUGUAGAAAGCUCGGUCACACAAGAAGGAGGUGUCCAAUACUUGCUGGAAUUGACUUCGUAACUGGAGAUGAGGGGGAGGGGGAGGAUUCGCAUGUCGAAUCUGAUUAUGAAUCAAGUCAUUUAAACGAGUCUAUAAGCCACGAGAUGAAUGACGAAACUCAUUAUAGUUUGAUAUCAAAUAGUAGAUAUAAUACUGAUGAUAACAUUGGUAUUAAACGCAAUAGAGAAAAUGGGCACACAACGGGUUUUUCAACACAAGAUUCUGGGAACCAAAAAACCUCAAGUCUAGAUAGAAAGACCGAAAAUAAUGGUACACCACACAGUUUUGGGUAUGGUGUUAGUUCCUCCGUCAAACAUGCAAGUCAAAGUUCAAGAUGGAAUCAUGGUGUUGGGUAUACUAGUAACUAUUUUCCCAUGAGUGGCAUUCCGACUUUGGGUGGAUCAAUGUUUCCACAAUUCCCUUCGGCAAGCAUUCCUCCAUUUCAUUCUAACAACACUGUCUUGGGUUCAGAAACAAAUGAUGCUCCUUCUAAUGAAUCGUUUAUGAGUGUAUUGAAGGACGUGGAGUUUUCUGCAAAACAUCAUAAAUCAUAA